CGGCCCCUGACACCAGCCGUGCACGUUGCCCCUGCUAGUUUAAUCAUCUUUCUUUUUAACGAUGACUAAAUAGGAAUAAAACAUAAAAAUACUAGUAAACUUUAUCUGCCCUUGUAUUUGUUUCUUAAACUAAUUCCCGUAGAUUUCCCUCACGAUUUUUCCAACGUGCUCCCUCCAUUUUCUCAGGAAUUUGGGAGUUGCCGAGGGUAUGGAUGUGGGUAGUGCAUUUGAGAACUUGAUGGAUCCCUCUUGUUCAAGUGAUACGAAGCCGGAAAUGGGUGUUUUUGAGUGCAAUAUCUGCUUUGAAUUAGCUCAAGAUCCGACGGUGACUCUCUGCGGUCAUCUUUACUGUUGGCCCUGUCUUUAUCGGUGGCUGCAUGUUCAUUCGGUUUCACCCCAGUGCCCGGUUUGUAAGGCACUUAUUCAGGAGGAGAAGUUGGUUCCAAUAUAUGGGCGGGGAAAGCUAAGUUCUGAGCUUAGUAUGAGAUCGGUACCUGGAGAUGUUAUCCCCAAUCGCCCUACAGGGCAGAGACCUCAAACUGCUCCUGCUCCUGCUCCAUUUACAAACUUUCUUCGACAACAAGAAGAAUUUAAUUCAGUCGGGGAAUUUAUGCCAAUGGGAACCCCUAGGUUCGGCAAUUUAACAAUCUCUGCUCUUUUUGGCGCCAUCCCAUCAUUAUUUAACCUCCAAGUGCAUGGAUUUCAUGAUGCUACUAUCUAUGGAGCUACUACCGGUGUCCCUUAUUUGUUCUCUACUUCAUUUCAUGGCGGAUAUGCUCAUGGUUUUUAUCAACAUUCAGCUCAACAACAGGUUACAAAAUCUUUAUUGAAGAUCUGUUUCUUGUUUCUUGGUCUUCUCAUGAUCCUUCGACUAAUUUCAUUCUCACUGUCCUAUUCCUGAAGUUAAAUCAAUUUUAAGGAAUGUUAGUUAAGCUUAUGUAUAUGCUAGCUUGAUUAACCUCCAAGUGUUGGCCUGGAAGGCGGAAGCAGUUGCACUAUAUAUCUUUCCAGCGCUUUCAGAGGUUAAUUCUAUAGGUGAUCCACAUCAGCAUCUGCCAGUAUCUCCUUCUCUUUCCCAAUUAAAUAGUUUGUAGCUUAAUAUUGAAGUCUCAUAUCUGUCAUUACGGAUAUAUAUUAUGAUCAAAUUGUGUGGUGCCAUACAUGGCUAAUAAUGAUAGAUGAAUGGAUUCCACUUCCCUGUA
Daucus carota subsp. sativus is the source of this 1202-nucleotide messenger RNA. RefSeq lists its product as uncharacterized. The transcript has 2 exons. Gene Ontology annotation, biological process: ubiquitin-dependent protein catabolic process. The coding region runs from base 209 to 901 and encodes 230 amino acids. Lineage: Eukaryota; Viridiplantae; Streptophyta; Magnoliopsida; Apiales; Apiaceae. The record is from RefSeq and is a predicted model, not a curated record. Gene Ontology annotation, molecular function: ubiquitin protein ligase activity; metal ion binding; ubiquitin-like protein conjugating enzyme binding. Gene Ontology annotation, cellular component: endoplasmic reticulum.